UAAUCAACGUGUUCAUUGAACUUUGUCCUACUGACCUCACUAGUAUGGCUGCUGUUUUUUACUUGUUAAGGCGGUGGCAUUUGCAGAAAUCAAUUAGACUGGUGCAAAGUUUGCGUUUGCCAGUGUUUCAGCUGCACACAACUGGAGCUGCAAUGGGAGCAACACAGGAGGAUUUCAAUCAAGCAAAGGACCAAUUAAAGACGUUAAAAAAUGAUCCUGGGAAUCAAGCCAAACUACAGAUCUACGCACUUUUUAAACAGGCUACACAGGGACCCUGUAAUGCUCCAAAGCCAGGCAUGCUCGACUUUGUUAACAAAGCUAAAUGGGAUGCCUGGAAAUCCCUCGGUAGCUUGUCUCUGGAGGAUGCCAGGCAGCAAUAUGUGGACCUUGUAGCAUCUUUGGUGUCAGCAGAGGCACCCCCCGAGGCUGCAGCGGCUUCUUCGGGUAGCAAGCCAGCUUUUGAGACGCUUGAACUAAUUUCAGAGAACAACAUUACCACCAUUCGAUUAAACAGACCCGACAAGAAGAACGCAAUCACUGUUGCGAUGUACAAUGAGAUUAUUCAAGCGCUUGAACAAGCUGCAAAGGAUGACUCUGUAAUAACCGUGCUGACAGGCAACGGUGAUUAUUACUGCAGUGGGAACGACCUGAAUAACUUCACAAAUAUUCCAGCUCAAGGUUUGGAACAGAUGGCAAAGGAUUCAGGAGAACUACUCAAGGACUUUGUGAAUGCUUUCAUUGAUUACCCUAAGCCACUGAUUUCACUGGUUAAUGGCCCAGCUGUUGGGAUAUCAGUCACUGUGUUGGGAUUGUUUGACGUUGUCUACGCCACAGACAGGGCAACAUUUCACACACCAUUUAGUCAGCUUGGACAGAGUCCAGAAGGAUGCUCCUCUUACAUCUUUCCUAAGAUAAUGGGUACAGCAAAGGCGAAUGAAAUGCUUCUGUUUAACAAGAAGCUGACAGCUCACGAAGCCUGCGACUUGGGGCUGGUCACCGAAGUUUUCCCUGAUGGCACUUUUCAAAAGGAAGUGUGGACUCGGCUGAAAACGUAUGCUCAGCUUCCCAAGAAUUCUCUGGCUUUCUCAAAACAACUGGUCCGAGGGAUGGACAAGGAGAAGCUCCAUGAGGUCAAUAAUCAAGAGUGUGAGAGGCUGGUGGAGAGGUGGCUCUCUGAUGAAUGCAUGAAUGCAAUUAUGAGCUUCUUCCAAAAGAAGUCAAAAUUGUAAUCUAAUAAAGGCAGUUUCCUAAUCGGAUACCAUCCAAGUGACACUUGUUGCACUACAUUCAGUAUUAGAAAAUACAGUACAUAUUUUACGUGUUGCAUUUUAAUGGAGCUACUAACAAAGUAGGUGUUGGACUAAGUACUCUUAGUGUUUAUUCUUUUACAGUGGAUCAGAUAAUUGAUUGUAAUAAUUUGCAUUUAUUUCUAUCCAGUUUCAUACCAGAAAGAGCAUGAGCAUUAAUCAGAUAUUUCCUGGAUAAUGUCUGUUGAAUUUAAAUUGAAGUUAUUUACUCAGGAUAGCCUUUUUUUUAAAUUGACGAGAAGACUUCUGUUGCAGGCCUUUUUAUAUUUCUCUAUAAAUUCUUACAAAGUUUCACCAUACAAUUCUAACAUUCAUGUACAAAAUAUUGACAUGGCCUAUGCAGCACACAAUGCAAUUGUCAUGUCUAUCAACUAAAAAAAAAUCCAGGCAAAACAUAUCAAAAGCUGUCUAACAAUAUUGUUAAUUGAAAAAGUGUGCCACUGAUUUAAUUGAGUCUUGGUGGGUUUACAAUGUACAGCUGCAUAUAUGAGCAGCUUUGUAACAACUGAACCAUAUGUGUACCAUCUUGUAGAAAAGCAUUUUUUUAAACCUCUAAAUAAUGAAUCAGUUGCCUUAUUGUGCCGCUCAAAGAAUAAACCAAGAAAUCUCAUAUUUCUUUAAAAUAAAUCCACAAAACUGCAA
Molecule: messenger RNA, 1949 nt
Organism: Polyodon spathula (Mississippi paddlefish)
Lineage: Eukaryota; Metazoa; Chordata; Actinopteri; Acipenseriformes; Polyodontidae
Gene: eci2
Product: enoyl-CoA delta isomerase 2
Exons: 10
Coding region: 45-1229 (394 amino acids)
Molecular function (GO): fatty-acyl-CoA binding
Source: RefSeq, a predicted model, not a curated record